Messenger RNA from Penaeus vannamei (Pacific white shrimp), 361 nucleotides. NCBI's taxonomy places the organism in Eukaryota, Metazoa, Arthropoda, Malacostraca, Decapoda, Penaeidae. The record is from RefSeq and is a predicted model, not a curated record.
UACACUAACCCCUAUGCUAAGCGUGCCAGCCACCAGCGAGGCAGCAGCAGCGUGUCAGAAACCAGUCCUGAGACAAAGAAAAAGAAGAAAAAGACGUUCAAAAAAGGCCCACAUCUUUCAAGACAGUUUGGGGACUUAUGAUGUCAAGAUAAUUGUUUAGUAUAUCUAUAGUACAAGUGUGAUGGUCUGUAAUUGUUGAAAUACUUAUGAUUUUAAGUAAAGCCAGUUUGUAUUGAAAAGUGAAACAAUCUUUUCAGCUGUGAGUCAUAUUUCCAUAUGAUUAAUGGUAACACAUAAUAUUAUAAGUACAAUCAUUUGCUUGGUAGAUUAAGGUCAUGAUUAAAAACAAAAAAAUCUUUCA